AUGGAGAGAUAUGAUUUUCAAUUUGCCGUUGAAGAUGCUCGUGCUGACAAUGAGAAGUUGCUGGACCAAAUAAAUCAGUUAAAUAACGAGCAUUCGUAUUCGCUUGACCAUAUUGAAAAUUUAACAAAUGAGAAUGUCUAUUUAACUCAACAGUGUGAGACAUUGGGUUCCCAAAUUUCUCAUCUAUCUAAAUUAUUAAAUAGUGCUGAUUUAAGACAUCAAACUUUGUCAUAUGAGAAUCAGGGUCUAUUCAUGGAGAAGCGGUCUUUCUUAAAGAAAGAAGCGAUGUUUUCGCAUCAAUAUCUUGUUCUCCAGAAAAUUUGUGAUAACCAAGAGAAAUCUCUUCGCAUGUUAAGGAAUCAUCUUGAUGAAUCAACAAAGGCAUUAACCGCUCAAAAUGAAAAUAUUAUUCAAAGUAAGAUAAAUUUGACUGUGAAGAUGAACCAACUUCAAGAACAACAUGCCCAAUUAAAAGAGUCUCAUGAUUCCCUUAUGAAAAAGAAGGCUUCUCUCUCUUUGGAUGAGAAGAAAAUUCAGUCUCACCUUAAAGGUUUGGCACGCAAUGAUUUUGAUAGGGCUAUGGGAAAUAUGAAGAGUAGUGGUUUUGCGUUAGCCCAAUAUCUCGUUUCGCAGAGGGAAGAAUCUGAGAAGCCGCAUCAAUCUACCAUUUCUCAAUUGAGAUCCGAUCUGGCUAAGGUUCGUAAAGAGCGUGCGAAAUUCUCCACUGCACUUACUUCUUCUCGUGAUCGAUCAGAGAGGAGAUGUUCGUUCCUUAAAAACUUCAUGCAGGUUAGCACAAGAAAUGCUGAGAAGGUUGUCGCUCGUGAUGCUCAUAUUAAGGCUCAAACUCUUGUGAACGAAAUCCUCCUUGAGAGAUCACUUCCUUUGGUGACUGUUCCACCUAUUGAUAUAAGCGAUGACGAGCAACUUCCUGAACCUGACAGUGAUUAUGAGUAUGUGAGCUAUGAGGAGGAAGAUCUUGAAGUUUCCUUUCAAGAAAAUCAACUUGAAAAGGAUGGAUCUGAUGACGGUUUAACCAAAGAUCCUAAUAGCGAGAUCAAUGGUGAAGCUUAUGUGAUUGAUCAAGAUGUUCCUUCCAAUGAUGCUUAA
Messenger RNA from Papaver somniferum (opium poppy), 1110 nucleotides. RefSeq names its product M protein, serotype 6-like. The record is from RefSeq and is a predicted model, not a curated record. The transcript has 2 exons. NCBI's taxonomy places the organism in Eukaryota, Viridiplantae, Streptophyta, Magnoliopsida, Ranunculales, Papaveraceae. The coding region runs from base 1 to 1110 and encodes 369 amino acids.